Messenger RNA from Penicillium chermesinum, 1350 nucleotides. RefSeq names its product metal-dependent hydrolase family protein. The transcript has a single exon. Gene Ontology annotation, molecular function: hydrolase activity, acting on carbon-nitrogen (but not peptide) bonds. The coding region runs from base 1 to 1350 and encodes 449 amino acids. The record is from RefSeq and is a predicted model, not a curated record. NCBI's taxonomy places the organism in Eukaryota, Fungi, Ascomycota, Eurotiomycetes, Eurotiales, Aspergillaceae.
AUGGUUGAUUAUAGCCCCGUUCCCGGCUCCAACGUCAAGCCGUGGGCUCGCCCAGAACCGAAGGGCUAUCUGUUCAAGAACGCCAAUGUGGUUGAUGUCAAAUCUGGCAAGAUUAUCAAAAGUGCCACAGUCGUAACACGCAAUGGAAAGAUUGAAUCGGUCUCUUCCUCGCUGCCAGAUCCUCUGCCCACGGAUCUAACAAUUGUCGACUGCGAAGGCUUGUAUCUGAGCCCCGGUCUUUUUGAUGCACAUGUGCACUUAUGCGCUGUUCCUGGAUUCAACGAUCUAUCCAAGGCGUUCGGAAACCCGAAUGAUGUUCAUCUGCUCCGUCAGCCAUACACAGCAGCCUCAAUGCUCCACCGAGGCUUCACCAGUAUUCGCGACUGCGGUGGGGCACAGCUUGCCCUGAAGGAAGCCAUCGAAGAAGGAGUUUUCCCUGGGCCUCGAGUGUUUAUAUCGGGCCACGCACUGUCCCAAUUCGGUGGCCACGGCGACCUCCGCCAUUCUCAUGACCAGACUGGCUGCUGUGGCGGUACACACAGUAACAACCACCUGGGCCGGCUGUGUAAUGGUGUCUCCGAAUGCAUGGCAGCUGUGCGCGAGGAGAUCCGGUGCGGCGCUGACUUCAUCAAGAUCAUGGGCUCAGGCGGUGUCGCAUCCCCGACUGACCGUCUUGAGCAUCUCCAAUUCACAGCUUCCGAGAUCCAGGCCAUGGUCGAGUGCGCCAAUAACGCGGGCACCUUUGUCACCGCCCACGCAUACACCGUGAAAGCUAUUCGACACUGCAUCGACAACGGCGUGAAGGGUAUCGAGCACGGGAACUUUGUCGACCCUCCAACGGCAAAGAUCAUGGCGCACAAGGGAGUGUUUCUGACCCCAACCUUGAUCGCGUACGCGCAAAUGGCGUCCGAACAGUGGCGGGGGUAUCUGCCCCCAGAGUCGCAGGUGAAAAACCAGGUCGUCCUGAAAUCCGGCUUGGAGGCACUGAAGGUCGCAUCUGACGCUGGAGUCCAAAUGUGCUUUGGAUCCGGUCUGCUCGGGCCCCUGGGCUCUGCUCAGACCCACGAGUUCGCUCUUCGGUCCCAGGUCCUUACUUCCUUGGAGGUCUUGCGGAGUGCCACUGUGAACCCAGCAAAAAUGAUGGGCUGGGAGGACACGAUCGGUCAGGUCAAGGACGGCUUCUUUGCGGACUUGGUUCUCGUGAACAAGAACCCUCUCGAAGAUGUGACUAUCUUCGACCGCCCACAAGAACACGUCCUUGCGGUCAUGAAAGAAGGGCGUGUGUACAAGAGCCGCUGGACAGAACUGCCCGAGGACGCUGAGAUUCCUAUUCGAGUCCAGUACAAUUAG